Messenger RNA from Doryrhamphus excisus (bluestripe pipefish), 6843 nucleotides. NCBI's taxonomy places the organism in Eukaryota, Metazoa, Chordata, Actinopteri, Syngnathiformes, Syngnathidae. The record is from RefSeq and is a predicted model, not a curated record.
UCCCCAUCACGACCAAGAUGGCGUCGUUGCUCCUCGGUGUUAUUGUGUUAGCUUCCCACAGCACACGUACCAGCAUGAACACGUUAUUAAUUCCUCAUGUCAGGAUAAAUACUCCUCAUUGAAGCUUCUCGGGCUAGCUUAGCUUGCUAGCUGCUAACAGAGAGAUAGCAACACACGCCAAGUGUCGGGAUCGUGUGAAAAUGUGUCAAGUCCAAAUGCUGAGAGCGUUGGUGAAUCAGCGACUAACUGCGGCUGUUGAAGAAAUAUUUGUAGUGUUGGAAAGAACCAUAGCAGAGUACGAGGAGGAACUUUCUCGAACAAAAGAGGAGAACGAGCGACAACGUCAACUACUGGACGCCGUUUUCAGGAAGCAGGAAGUUGUGUUGCACAGAGCAGCACGUGUCAGUGAAGAAGGUCUUCCCGAGCAGCAGGAGGAGCCCCGGCCCCCCCACAUUAAAGAGGAGGAGGAGGAGCACAGCAUCAGCCAGGAGGGAGAGCAUCCGGAAGGACCGGAGGAGUUCCCAGUGAUCGGUGUCAUUGUGAAGAGUGAAGAUGAUGAAGACGACGGUGAAGGUGAGGAGAAGAGAGAGGCGGAGCCUCCAACAGAAGCUGAUGGAGACCACUGUGGAGGAUCACCAGCAGACAAGCUCUUAGCUCCACUAUCAGAUAGUGAGCACACGACGUCACACUCUCCUGACACUGAUGAUGAUGAUGAUGAAGACUCUACAGCUGAUAUGACAUGUCACCCUGACAACACACGCUUGAAAUGCCACCACUGUGACAAGACCUUCGGCAAGAAGAGAAAUCUGAAGCGACAUAUGAGAUGUCACACCGCAGAGAAACCAUUCAUGUGCUCGGAUUGUGGGAAAACGUUCUCUAUAAAGGGACAUUUGAUAAGGCACACAAGAACGCAUACUGGAGAGAAACCGUUUGCUUGUUCAAUUUGUCGCCAAACAUUCUCUCGCAAGGCAUCUUUGAUCAUACACACUAGAACCCACACCGGGGAGAAACCAUUUGCCUGCUCGGUGUGCGGGAAAAGGUUCACGCAUCGCUCGACUUGGAUCAGACACACACGGACGCACACGGGAGAAAAACCAUACGCCUGCUCAGUCUGUGAUAAAAGAUUCUCUCAGAAUGAAUAUUUGAUAGCGCACAGAAGGACACACACGGGAGAGAAACCCUUUCCUUGCACCAUCUGCCAUACAUAUUUCCGGGAUCGUUCAGCUUUGAGUAAUCACAUGAGAAGACACACCAAUGAGAAGCCCUUCUUCUGCACCGCGUGUGACACAAGAUUUCGGGAUCGCUCCUCGCUGAGGAAGCACAUAAAGACCCACAGCGGCAACAGCGCGUCCUAAUGCAGCCCUUCCUCCUUCUACCACCAACAUCUUGCCGGAAUAAAUCGCUGACCAUCAGAUCCUAGAUCGAGGAAGGACUUCAUGGCGGCUCCCAACGAUGAGGCGGGUGUCUUUUUUUGGGUUUGUCAAAGAAAAGGAAAGUGAAAAGUGAAGUGUAUGUCAGCAUUGGCCGUGCCGUGAAAGACGUGGUAUCAUGAAGGAUUGACGUGGUAUCAUGAAGGAUAGACGUGGUAUCAUGAAGGAUAGAUGUGGUAUCAUGAAGGCUUGAUGUGGUAUCAUGAAGAAUUGACGUGGUAUCAUGAAGGCUUGACGUGGUAUCAUGAAGGAUGGACGUGGUAUCAUGAAGGAUGUGGUAUCAUGAAGGGUUGACGUGGUAUCCUGUAGGACCGACGUGGUAUCAUGAAGGAUUGACGUGGUAUCAUGAAGGGUUGACGUGGUAUCAUGAAGGCUUGCCGUGGUAUCAUGAAGGAUAGACGUGGUAUCAUGACGGAUAGACGUGGUAUCAUGACGGAUAGACGUGGUAUCAUGACGGAUAGACGUGGUAUCAUGAAGGCUUGACGUGGUAUCAUGAAGGCUUGCCGUGGUAUCAUGAAGGCUUGCCGUGGUAUCAUGAAGGAUAGAUGUGGUAUCAUGACGGAUAGACGUGGUAUCAUGAAGGCUUGACGUGGUAUCAUGAAGGCUUGCCGUGGUAUCAUGAAGGCUUGACGUGGUAUCAUGAAGGAUAGACGUGGUAUCAUGACGGAUAGACGUGGUAUCAUGAAGGCUUGAUGUGGUAUCAUGAAGGAUUGACGUGGUAUCAUGAAGGAUGUGGUAUCAUGAAGGAUAGAUGUGGUAUCAUGAAGGACUGACGUGGUAUCAUGAAGGAUUGACGUGGUAUCAUGAAGGACUGACGUGGUAUCAUGAAGGAUUGACGUGGUAUCAUGAAGGAUUGACGUGGUAUCAUGAAGGAUGUGGUAUCAUGAAGGAUUGACGUAGUAUCAUGAAGGACUGACGUGGUAUCAUGAAGGAUUGACGUGGUAUCAUGAAGGACUGACGUGGUAUCAUGAAGGAUGUGGUAUCAUGAAGGACUGACGUGGUAUCAUGAAGGACUGACGUGGUAUCAUGAAGGACUGACGUGGUAUCAUGAAGGAUGUGGUAUCAUGAAGGACUGACGUGGUAUCAUGAAGGACUGACGUGGUAUCAUGAAGGAUGUGGUAUCAUGAAGGAUAGAUGUGGUAUCAUGAAGGACUGACGUGGUAUCAUGAAGGGUUGACGUGGUAUCAUGAAGGACUGACGUGGUAUCAUGAAGGACUGACGUGGUAUCAUGAAGGAUGUGGUAUCAUGAAGGAUGUGGUAUCAUGAAGGACUGACGUGGUAUCAUGAAGGACUGACGUGGUAUCAUGAAGGACUGACGUGGUAUCAUGAAGGGUUGACGUGGUAUCAUGAAGGAUGUGGUAUCAUGAAGGAUGUGGUAUCAUGAAGGACUGACGUGGUAUCAUGAAGGACUGACGUGGUAUCAUGAAGGAUGUGGUAUCAUGAAGGAUAGAUGUGGUAUCAUGAAGGACUGACGUGGUAUCAUGAAGGAUAGAUGUGGUAUCAUGAAGGGUUGACGUGAGGGUUGACGUGGUAUCAUGAAGGGUUGACGUGGUAUCAUGAAGGGUUGACGUGGUAUCAUGAAGGGUUGACGUGGUAUCAUGAAGGCUUGCCGUGGUAUGAAGGACUGACGUGGUAUCAUGAAGGAUGUGGUAUCAUGAAGGAUGUGGUAUCAUGAAGGACUGACGUGGUAUCAUGAAGGACUGACGUGGUAUCCUGGUGCACGUGAAAGGAUCUGAUCCUAUGACAGACGGUGGCAACUUUGAAAUAUGAUAAAUCAAAAAAAUAUAACUAUAAUAUUUAUAAUUGGUCCGUCAGUUUCACGUGGAUGAUGUUAAAUGUUCGCCAAUCGUGGCUUUGACAAUGCAAGCGAAACGUCGUACUGCGGAAAUGCGCAUGCGUCGGCCGCCAUUUUAGACUACGAUUUUAAGGUUGCAAGGAAAGGCUUGAGAGAGAAAAAAGACUGACCGCCUUUCUUGUCUCUUCUGUACAUACACGUGUUACAUGUUACAUACAUGGGUUACAUGUUACAUACAUGGGUUACAUGUUACAUGCAUGUGUUACAUGUUACAUACAUGUGUUACAUGUUACAUACAUGUGUUACAUGUUACAUACACGUGUUACAUGUUACAUACACGUGUUACAUGUUACAUACACGUGUUACAUACAUGUGUUACACGUUACAUACAUGUGUUACACGCUACAUACAUGUGUUACAUGUUACAUACAUGUGUUACAUGUUACAUACACGUGUUACAUGUUACAUACACGUGUUACAUGUUACAUACAUGUGUUACAUGCUACAUACACGUGUUACAUGUUACAUACACGUGUUACAUGUUACAUACAUGUGUUACACGCUACAUACAUGUGUUACAUGUUACAUACAUGUGUUACAUGUUACAUACAUGUGUUACAUGUUACAUACAUGUUACAUACAUCCUCAAUUACUGUCCUUUUGAAGCAUCAUAGGCUAGCUUAGCCUGCUAGCUGCUAACAAAGACGCCAAAGUCAGCAACACGUACUGCGCACGCUUGGGUCGCCAUUUCAGACAAGGCGACUCUCCGCCCGUGCUUAUUGGUUGCUGGCGCAGACGUGGAAGUGGUCACCAUGGCGACGCAGAGAUGGGGGUGAUUGUGUGAAAUGUGUCAAGGUUGGAGAAUCACUAACGCGGCUGUUAAUUUAAAGGAGUUGCAUCAAAAUGGCUGCAACCAGGAGGCGCCUUUGAUUGCAUCCAAAGAGACCCUCUCUAACACAACCACUCCUCCAUCGUUGGUCUUCUGGUGUUCUGCAGACAUCAGUGAAGAUCUUCCCCCUGAGGCACGGAUGGAGCUCCAGGUGAAGCAGGGGGAGACACAGCCCCCCACAUUAAAGAGGAACAGGAGGAGACAGAGCAAGAGCACUUUGAAGGACUUGAUGAAGAAGACGCUGAUGGAGACCACUGUGGAGGACCCCAAGCAGACAAGCUCUUGGCUCCACCAUCAGAGGGCCAAAUGUCCAACUCUCCUGCCACCGAUGAUGAAACCUCUAAAGCUGACGUGGUGUCCAACGUUGGGAAUGCUCCCCCAACAAAACCUUGAAUUCCUGUUGUUGUCCCAAAACACCUCGGAGGGCGCACAGAAGAGAAACCGUUCAUGUGCUCAGUUUGCAGAUGCAAAAGAUGUUCUCAUGCGCCACAUUGGCAAAACACACACUGGGGAAAAACCUUUUCAUCUUCACCUUUCACCCACACAGCUUCUUCAGUUUGGGGUGGGGCUUCCUGUUUAGGUCUCUGGUGGCUGUGGUGAGUGGACUUGGGACGAUCCUGUCUCUGGGGCGUCCCAAGUACAUUUCAUCAGAAAACCGAAGGAAAAACCAGCAAGACUUUGACAAGAAUGAAGUCCAAAUACGAAGAGAAAAAGUACAUUUGCCUUUUUAUUGAACUUUUUGUUAUAUAAGUCAAAAAAGAGUCCAAACCUGUGGACUGUGUGGAAAAUGUGACGUCAUUGUGGUUUAUCACACCAGAGUGCCACACCUGUCAAUCAAUAAAUCCCUUAAAGAGGACCUGCCGGACAAUGUGGCCCAGACCAAGAUACUCCAUGGCUGGACAGCAUGCUGGCGUCUGAACACAUUCGAGAACAAAUGAGAAAGAAAGUCGUUGAGGCGUAGUUGAGUGUGGAAAUGGUUAUAAAGCUGUGGGACUCCAGCCAACCACAGUGAGAGCCGUUAUCCGGACAUGGUGAAAACGUGGAACAGUGGUCAACUUUCCCAGGAGACUCAUUGCAAGUUAUCACUAACACUUGAUUGCAAUUGUUGCAUUUUUCACUGUGUGGUGGUAAAACAGGCCGUUAUUAAUGGAAUGAGACAGUUUGGGGCGGGGUGGUUAUCAGGACACAAGAUAUGACAUAAAUAUAUAACAUAUUUAUAUUCUAUAUAUACUAGAUGAUGCAAUAUAAAACAAUAUCAAAAUGCGUCCAUUUCCUUUGCUUGAAAGCAGAAUUACAAUUGAAUCAACAACUGCUUGUAUUCAUCAUUUUUUCAUGGAUUCUGUGAUUGUUUUUCAUGCCGAGGACCUCAAAUGUCCUCCAACUGCGAAAUGACGUAACUAUGACGUAACGAUGACGUAACGAUGACGUUCCAGAAACCCCACAGAAGCCGUCAACCUUCCAUCAACAUUCAAGAGUGGGACGGAAAUAAAACGUCACACUGCGAAAGUGCGCAUGCGUCGGCCGCCAUUUCGCUCCAACCGAAAGGCUUGAAAAACAGAGUUAGCAAGACGACGAGAUCGUGAGCGCGUUUGUCUUCUUUGUCCUCUUUUCGCGUCAUAUCCCGGGUACGCGACUUACAUUGCUAUUUAAAAAUAAAGACAAAACUGGUUUCGGCGUCUCUUUGAGGCUUCCUUGUCGGCUAGCUGCUAACAACGAGAAGCGGAAGUUAACAAUCCGCACCGCGCAUGCGUCUGACGCCAUUUUGUACUACUUUUUGUCACUCCACGUCAGCUCCGCAGCCGAACGUGUCGUCGAGCGGAGUUCAAGUGUGGGGAUAAAGUAUUUGUGAUUCAGUGAAAAUGUGUCAGGUCCAAAUGCUGAGAGCGUUGGUGAAUCAGCGACUAACUGCGGCUGUUGAAGAAAUAUUUGUAGUGUUGGAAAGAACCAUAGCAGAGUACGAGGAGGAACUUUCUCGAACAAAAGAGGAGAACGAGCGACAACGUCAACUACUGGACGCCGUUUUCAGGAAGCAUCAGGUUGGCCUGUGCAGAGAAGGUUGGUUCUCAACAUGAUCCUGAAAAGAGCUUAGCGUCGCUAACGUUAUUUGUCUUUUCGGGGACUCCUUAUACGUUCCCUUUAUUGCCAUGUGUUUUGUGUUCCACUAUUUAAUUGCCGAAACUACAGAAUGUGUGUUUUGUAUGCAUUAACAUUUAGGGUAGCUGUGCGUGAGUCAUAAACGUUUUGCUCAAAACUCUUUAAAUCUCGUGUACUCGUCUGGGGUACCUCGCUGGCUUACGGGUACCUGACAAAGACUCGGGUUUCGCUGACUCAGUUUCGCGACGAAGCCUCCGGUUUCACCGGGUGACUCAUCGAUAAAGACUCGGGUUUCGCUGACUCACCGGUGCGCGACGAAGCCUCCGGUUUCAUUAGGUGACUCAUCAAAAAAGACUCGUGUUUCGCUGACUCACGGGUACUCGUGAGUGGUCAAGAUGACGGAUCAUGAAAAAUGAACGAUUAGUCAACGGGUUUUUCUUAGUAGUUAGUUAUCCUGCAUUGACCUUUUACACAUGUUUAUUUUGCACAUAAUCUGAUACACAUUUUGCAGUAUUGUUUAGGUUAUUUUGUUCAUUUAAAAAAUGUUGAAAGAACAUAAUAAAAUUAUUAAAAGCGGUUGCAUGAAAUAAAGUUAUGUUUUGGCAACAAAAUAAAAUCAUGUUCAUGUUUCAUGA